CUGUUUUUGCCUUUCCUUAAAGGAACCUUUGCUGAGGUCCCUCAUGAGCUGCUUUUCCAGACAGAAUUGAGGCUGAAUGGCCAACGUAAUGCUAAAGAAGUAAAGCCUGUCCUGCUGACGUGCUGUGGAAAGGUGCUUAAAUAUAUCAGAGGAAUGUCUGCACCAGAAGAAGAAGGUGAAAGAACAUGGCAUGGGCCAAAACACCUACAUCAACUUAAUCUUGCCACUGUGGAGCUCUACAGCAGGAAACACAAAGAGGCAUCUCCAGCAGCCAUACAGAGUGGCUUCUGCUCUGCAGAACAUACAUCUGGUGGGGAGCAAAUCCAUUUAACCUUUCACCACGCAGACCUUAAGUCAGCGGGGAAGAGAGCUGACAGGCACCUUUGCAGCUGAUUCAAAUCCAAGACAAGAGCUGAGCCAGCCAGCAAAGUCGUACUGACCUUCUGCCAGCGCUACUGCAGCCCCCCAAGUAUGACUUUGGGCACCGCAUCCUUGGGAAAGACGGCACUGGGGAAUGCUGGCAGGCCCUUCCCAACAGCUGCCUCUGCUCCGUUGCAGCCCGAUUGAGUGUUAUCACUAUGACAACCUACAGUUUCUAGAGCCCUUCUUGGGAAAUCACCAGAUUUAUGAGAAUAUAAAGCUGCCCUUCAAACUCUGCCUUCUUCAGCGUGAUUAAAAGGCUUCACACAGAGGAGAGGAGGAUCGGGGAAAGGAGAGAAGCAGGCACACAUGUGCCCUAUGGAGCCAUCGAUAACUUACUCCCCUCGCUAGCAGAAUUGCAUAGAGGAGGGGAGGGAGGGGGAGGAGGAUAAGGGAAAAAAGAAAAUCCAGAGAAUUCUGCUCUUGUAAAUGUAGUGAAACUGAGUGGUUGGAGUUCAUUUGCUCGAGAAGAGCAGAGAAGAAAGAGGACAUUAAAUGAAAAAAGCAAGAAAGGUCUGUAGCCCUUUUUCCCGAUAGUCGCGGUGUUUUAGAGGCAAAAUGAUUCCUCCGAGCAGCAUGACUGAAGUCAGCGUGGAUAGUGUGGAGAAAGAGAAUGAAGUGGAGAGCACAGAGCAGCCCCCCUCUCCAGCAUCAACCACCAGCCAGGAAUCAAAGCUGCAGAAGCUGAAACGGUCACUCUCCUUCAAGACCAAAAGCUUGCGGAGUAAAAGUGCAGACAAUUUCUUCCAGAGGACUAACAGUGACGUGAAACUGCAAGUGGACUUGAUGCCUGAGGUGAGCACGAGCACAGGGCAGCUCCCCAGCUCAGAGAGCCAGGCAUCUUCCCCCACCAGAGCCCAGCAGCUGCCAGAAAACAAGGCUCACAUCUUCCAGGAGCACAUCUUCAAAAAACCCACCUUCUGUGAUGUCUGCAACCACAUGAUUGUUGGGACAAACACUAAACAUGGACUGCGCUGUAAAGCUUGUAAGAUGAGCAUCCACCACAAGUGUGCAGACAGUAUUGGACAACAGCGUUGUAUGGGCAAGCUGCCAAAGGGAUUUCGACGGUACUACAGCUCACCACUACUCAUUCAUGAACAGUUUGGCUGCAUCAAAGAAGUGAUGCCUAUUGCCUGUGGCAAUAAAGUUGAUCCUGUGUACGAAACUCUCCGCUUUGGGACUUCCUUAGCUCAGAAAACUAAGAAGGGCAGUUCUGGCAGUGGGUCUGACUCUCCCAAUAGGAAUUCUACAGCUGACCUGGCAGAAGUUCCUGAGGAAGCUGACAGCAGCCUUGACAUAACCAGGAAACGCAGCAACAGUGUGUUUACAUAUUCUGAAAAUGGCACAGAACACUUUGGAGAAGAACCAAAAAAUAUACAUUCCCUGGGACCAUUUUAUAAAAGCACGCUACAAAUGAACACUUAUGUUGCCUUGUACAAAUUUGUACCACAAGAAAAUGAAGACUUAGAGAUCAGGCCAGGGGAUAUGAUCACUCUUCUGGAAGACUCCAAUGAAGACUGGUGGAAGGGCAAAAUUGAUGACAGAACUGGAUUUUUUCCUGCUAACUUUGUUCAGAGAGUGCAACACGAUGAGAAGAUUUACAGGUGUAUCAGGACAUUCAUUGGCUGCAAGGAGCAGGGACAGAUAACUCUGAAAGAGAACCAGAUUUGCGUGACUUCAGAAAAGGAACGCGACGGCUUUAUCAAAGUAUACAGUGGGAAGAAGAAAGGUUUUGUCCCCAUAGACAUCUUAGAAAACAUCUGAUUUCAGCACCCCACUUUGCCCUUUGUUGGCAAUGCCUGUCUGCCUCAUCUCACACUGUGUCAACCCAGAUGGGCUAUCUUGCAGAUGUUCAGGGAAACUGUGAGAAAACUGCAACUACAAGAAGAAAAAGAUUGCCACAAGAAGAAAAAGACUGCCACAGCAACACUAAGAAAUAAGAAAAGUGAAAUGAUCAGAAGAAAAUAUAGUCAGAAAACAGCAGGAAAAUUAGAGGUCCUUGGAAACUAACAGAAAUAAGGUACGAAAAAGAAGUCUGGGCUGAUUUCUAGUGCAAGAUGGCUAUUACGACCCUGAUGGAGAAAGACAGCUGUUCUGAACAACUAAACUCACGUCCUGUUCUUGUGUCAUAGGUAACUGUUGGGCAGCUUUCCUUUUUGAGGUGUGUAUUUGGGGGGAGGGGAGAAAAUACCAUUCAAACUGUCCUCAUACUUCAGUCCAAUGCUUGUAGUAAAGUGUGGCUGUGGUUCUACAGUUCUGUCUCCAGCAUCAACCGAUCAGUUUAAGCAUUUAAUCCUGAUUUUUAGUCUCAUAACAAAGCAGUUUGGAGUCACCAUGUGAACGUCAGUCCAAGAAAUGCACUGUGCCCUGGAGGUCGUCAGCUUUCUCUUUCUGUGCCAUCUUACCACACGAAACAGUAGCGACCCUUGUGUGUCCUUUGUUUUCUCUGUAUACAAACAAAAUCUCUCAGCCUGCAUCAGGUGUGAUGGCUGCUCUCAUAGCUCACAACAAUAGCUGGUCCUCCAAUUCAGAAGCCUGCUUGGAAGCAUCUCUCUGUGUUUCCUGAACCUUUAUCUGGUGAGGCAGAAAAUGGGAAAAAAUGCUGGGAGAGAGACACAGACUUGAAAUGAAUAUUUUUCUGUGUUUAUUGCACUUAAAAGAUUUUAUAUAUUAAUCCUAUUUGUAAAAAAUCAGGCAGCUAACUAACCCUGGAAGACUGAAAAUGGUAGGAAAGGACAGACUGCACAUAGAAGUGAAGUCUGUAAUUACCAAAAUCCAGAACUUGUGACAGAAAGGCACAAAGUGUCUUAGCAUUUUGUUCACCCACCAAAGCCAUCUUUUUCAUUUGCUAAAACAGAAGUUUUGCAGAUUCAGCAGUAAAUACACUAACAUAAAUUCCACCUUGGCAUAAACCACCAGGAGCCUCCCAUAAAUCCUUUCAAUCCCAGUGAGACAGUGCAGCCAGGUCUGGUCUGCUGCGUAAGCCUCCACCUUCAAAUAUGUUUUGGGCAUAUGAACAUUUUGGUACCCAGAGGGCAGCCCAUGGGACCCAUGGAUCUUGACCAAAUUACACAGGUCAGCCGGUGCCAAUCCUGUUGUAGAUCAGGGGCCUUAUGAUCUUUCAAGACAGGGAACCUAAUUUCCAAGUAUUUGAUUGGAUGUAAUUGCACCAAAUACAUUUAAACUACCUAGCAUGUAUUAUGACAUUGAGAUUAAAUCCUAUCCCAAAGCUCUCUGCUGAAUUCAUGCCUUAUUUGACCAGUUUGAGAUUGAAUGCCAGUCUUUAACACCACUGUAAUUGGCCCCUAAUGGAUGCCCUAAAUGCCAAUACUGCAGAAAGAAAUCCAGAUGCUGCUAGGUUUGUAAAAGCCUUUUUGCAAAGUUGACACAAUUUCUAAAAAGAUGCUGUCAGUCUGCUUCCAGUUUGAAUCUGUGUUGCACAGCCCAAGUGUCAUAGUGUGGUUGCCCUAGUUGAACAGCUGAUCUUACGCAAAGCCUUAAGAAAUCCAGCGCAAUGCUACACAUGACCAGAAGCUCACAUGGUAGAUCAAGCUGCCCACUCAGAGACACGUUUUGCAGCUCUUACGUAUUACUUAAUUGCAGAGGAAGGAGUUGCAGGGCUGUUGACUGCUGAAACUUCGUCCUUUGUAGUGCAAAUGGUCUACACCGAUAAUUCAUGUCCUUCUGGCUGAUCAAAAGUAUCUGAUUUCAUAUCAUCCUCUAUGAGAAUAUCAGCAAUUUAUAAAUGGCUUUUCUUCAGUGCAAACAAUGAAUGUUUGCUCAGCUCAUUUUCCGAAGUAACAGUAAACUCAAUGGGAGGACAGAGGAUUCUGAUAAGCCUUAAAGAUCAAGAGGAAAGCAGUAGAGACGUUAAUCCACUCUGCUUUAUAAGAUUUUAUAUAUAUAUAUAUAUAUAUAUA
Molecule: messenger RNA, 4340 nt
Organism: Cygnus olor (mute swan)
Lineage: Eukaryota; Metazoa; Chordata; Aves; Anseriformes; Anatidae
Gene: STAC
Product: SH3 and cysteine rich domain
Exons: 15
Coding region: 979-2184 (401 amino acids)
Biological process (GO): positive regulation of protein localization to plasma membrane; skeletal muscle contraction; positive regulation of voltage-gated calcium channel activity
Cellular component (GO): extrinsic component of cytoplasmic side of plasma membrane
Molecular function (GO): transmembrane transporter binding
Source: RefSeq, a predicted model, not a curated record